AUGUAUGGUAUAACAACACGGGAGAGACUUUGCGAUGGUCACGCCAAUUUAGGGACAGAAAGCGUCAAUUUUACUGUUAGCGAAAGUGAAAAUGAAAGCCCAAAAAUAACCACUAUUAAUGAAAAUGCCGAAAUAAUCGCCGUUAAUGAAAGUGCCGAAAUCGCCGUUAAUGAAAGUAUCGAAAUAACCACCGUCAACGAAAAUGCUGAAAUAACCAUCACUAAUGAAAAUGUUGAAAGAACUACCGCCGAUGAAA
Racocetra fulgida is the source of this 256-nucleotide messenger RNA. The record is from the annotation of a GenBank genome assembly. Lineage: Eukaryota; Fungi; Glomeromycota; Glomeromycetes; Diversisporales; Gigasporaceae.